UUGAAGUCAGACGCGUCCGGCAGAUUCAUCGUGGGAAAGGACUCUCAACCGAUGCAACUUUGGCAACUCUUGGACCCUGAAGGGAAGCCUCGUUAUACAUUGAUACCAGCUACAUCAAAUUCACCGAAGACCUUAUCAAACGAGGUCGACCCUCCCAACAUCAAAGUCGAGGUCGGGGACGACGUAGGAGGUCAUCGGAGCUGCAGAAGUGGGACACAACCUGAAGAGAAUCGCUACCUUGGCUCGAUCGCCCACCUGUGUGAAGUCGGGACCGACUGCUUCCCUUGCGACAGGUGUAAGAUGAAGUUUCCAGCAGAGAACAUGCUCGAAAGGCACAAACUCUCCCACAGGUCGGUGGUGAAGAGGUUAUCAGCGAAAACCCGACCUCCGAAGUCCUCCAAGUCCUUGCGACUCCGCAGCAACCUUUGCGACUUCAGGUGCAGAAAGGAAGGUAAAUUGCGGAUCCACCAAUGGAGGAGGCAUCGCGAAAGACCUAAAAAGGAGGGCCACAACUGCACCGAAGUUGCCUCGUUGCAAAUGCAGAAGAAACUAGAGACAAAGGCAGUCGUGGCCGAGGCCGAGGAGUUCAAGUGUAGGAGGUGCGACUUCAAAUGCUACGAAAAGGACAGUCUCGCUUCUCACGUGUGGAUCACUCACCAGGAAGUGCAAACCGAUGGGAAAUUAUCCUGCGGAUCCUGCAGUUUCGAAUGCAAGAGAAACAGCACCCUGGCCUGCCACAUUAACCGGAACCACACAGUACCUGAAGAGGACUUCCCAAAGAAGGAGUUCCGCUGCGAGAAGGGCAACUUCAAGGGGAGAAAAAAGGACAACCUGCAGCCACAACUCGGGCCUGAUAACGCGGAUAAUAAGGACGCAGAUAGCGUCGAUUUCAGGUGCACCAGGUGCGACUUCACCUGCAAGAAGCGAACGACGCUCGCUUCUCACGUGGCCAGGAAGCACGAAAUGCCGGAGCGUUGUAGGUGCGACCUUUGCGACUUCGAGUGCUCCAAGAAGAGCACUCUCUACUCCCACAAGAGGCGCCACAAAGUGGAGAACGCCACCGAGUUUUAUGCCUGCAACGAGUGCGAUUUUAAGACCAACAAGAAAAGUUCCCUCUUUUCGCACAUUAAGAGGAAGCACAAGGACUUGAAAUCGAAGGCGACGGGCGACGCUCUGGAGCUUUUCUUCUGCAGCCAGUGCGAUUACAAGAACAAGAACAAGUACGAGCUGAAGGUGCACGUAACGCGCAAACACACGGACGACUUCAAGUUCUCCUGCGAGACCUGCGGCAAGAAGUACAAGAUCAAAGGCGACUUGACCAACCACAUACGGUUCACACACAAGGAGCAGCCUGUCAUUUGCGACGUGUGCGGUAAAACCUGUCUGAACAGCAACAGUCUCUAUGUCCAUCAGAAGUUCGCCCACUACAAGGCCAAGUUCGAGUGCAAUAUCUGCAAACGCAGAAUGGUCAGCCAGGAGAACCUCGAUGAACACCUACUGCGGCAACACGAAAAGCGUGAAAAUGUGGUCUGCGAAGAAUGUGGAAAAACAUUCUCCAGGAACAGUAGACUCAAGGUCCACAUGAGGAUCCACACGGGCGACAGGCCUUAUAGUUGUACUGUCUGCAGUAAAUCCUUCGCUCGCAGGACUGCCUUGAAGCAACAUUUCUUGAUCCACACUGGUAUCAGACCCUAUGUUUGCGACAUCUGCGGAAAAGCCUUCACGCAGAAACCGGGGCUUAUCAGCCACCGGAAAUCCCAUCCUGGAUCGCAUCCCCCUCUGCCCAGAGUGCUCAUCGAUCAUAUCUUGAAUGACGUUAUGAACAAUUAGUACCGAUAAACAAUACUCAUGCCGUAAUAACGAGUUAUCGAAGCAUCGGUAACGAGAGAAGUUAAAAAAUACCUCGUAAGUGACAAACCUUUGCUCUACGGUGAGCUUUGAAAAUCGUCAUAACGUAAGUCUGACCGGGAUUUGUUUCGUUGGAAGUGAUAAUGUUUAUGCGAUUAGUGAACAAUUGACAGCAAAUGGAGAUAUCCACGGUAGCGAAAUUGUUAGAUAAUAUACUAAUUGGUCUAGCCAUUAAAGGGUGUAGAUUUAUAACACUUGAUACCUUCACUUUGGCGCCCAAGAAAAAGUUAAGAAUACUUAAAUAGUUCGGUGUUUGUGAUCAUAAGUCUAUUUGUUUAUGAUAACGCGUACACGAUAUGUUUCAUAUACACAUUCUGAAAGCACACGUUUAGAUGAACUCGGAAAGAUGACUUCAUUCAGAAAUCUAAACAUUUAGAUCCAUACUUAUAUCUCACUAUUAGCGUUAAAAUACGUCUUGUCUAUAAUGUAAAAUACGGAUUGUUGAAUUAAUUCAUUUACACUUGGUUAAGUUAAAAAAAAUCUUUCUCUAUUAAACAACAAUACUAAUUUAAAUAUAGUAACUCUUAGGAUCUAUUAUACAUUUUAAUUGUGACUAUAUUAAAAAUUUGGUUAAUUAAUAACGGAAAGAUUUUCUAAGGCUAACUCAUCCAAGUGUAAAGAAAUUAAUUUAACAAUGUAAAUAGUUAAAAUACGUCUUUUAACACUUAAAGUGAAGUAUAAUUGCAAGCCUUAGGCUUUCAACCUGAGUUUCAUUUUCCUCCGUUCAAAAUGUUGUUUAGUCAACAAUGUAAUAAAAAUCCGCACUUACUUCAUGUAAAAAAUAGAAUUGUGCGAAACUUUUCCUAGACGAGCUCUGAAGUAGAUCUUCACCUAGGCAGUUAAUACACUGAGAAGAAUA
Messenger RNA from Orussus abietinus, 2767 nucleotides. Its product is annotated as zinc finger protein 761-like. Gene Ontology annotation, molecular function: RNA polymerase II transcription regulatory region sequence-specific DNA binding; DNA-binding transcription factor activity, RNA polymerase II-specific. Gene Ontology annotation, biological process: regulation of transcription by RNA polymerase II. Bases 52 to 1830 code for a protein of 592 amino acids. The record is from RefSeq and is a predicted model, not a curated record. Gene Ontology annotation, cellular component: nucleus. The transcript has a single exon. Lineage: Eukaryota; Metazoa; Arthropoda; Insecta; Hymenoptera; Orussidae.